GUUCAACUUUCAUCUUGGUAAAAAGUCAAAAUGUUAUCGAAGAAAUACGUUUCAGUAGCCAUUUUUUGUAUCAUCGUUACAUUUUCAUAUUCUCUCACAUCAUCUGAAAAUGUAGAAGUUGAUGGAAAUCGACUGCUGCCUGUGAAAAUUGCUGUAGUUGGAGGGGGCAUAGGUGGUACGUCAAAUGCUUUCUACCUGAGGGACCUGUUUGGUGAAAAUGCAUCCAUCACACUCUUUGAGAAAGAUACCAUCGGAGGUCGCUUAGCAACCGUUUCCAUCGCGGGAGCAGAGUAUGAGAUAGGCGGGACGAUCCUCCAUCCGCGCAAUCUAUACAUGAAGAAAUUUGUGCAAGAUUUUGGACUGAAGGAGAGGAGCGCAGAAGGCACUGAUAGAACGAUGGGAAUCUACGAUGGAGAAGAAUUUGUCUUUCAAUCCAGCCAAUACUCCAUCAUAACCCUCCUCAAGUUACUAUGGCGAUAUGGAUUGGACGUUUUCCGAAUGCGUUGGACCAUCAGUAAUCUGCUCAAGAAAUUUGAAAGAAUUUAUGAUUUCCAAGAUGCAGGACAAUCCUACACAGACAUUGAAGGCAUAAUGGCUGCGAUGGGUGGGGAGGAGUUUGAGGGUUGGCUGACCAAGCCUAUAAGCGUCGUCCUCCGAGACAUGGGCAUGUCGGAGAGGUUUGUCCAAGAGUUCGCUGCUAUAGCAACAAGAGCAAAUUAUGGGCAGAACCCGAACAUGAUGGGGUUUGCAGGCAUGGUGUCCCUAGCUGCGGCCGUACCUGGUCUGUGGUGUAUAGAUGGGGGUAACAAGCUUGUGCCUGAACAGCUGCUUCAGAGGUCCGGUGCGACGCUCAUGAGGUCUCGGGUACAGUCCGUUGAACGUGUUGCCGGUGAGAAUGCAGAAAGGCCCACCUUCAGAGUCACGUGGAACGAGAGUGUCAAAGGUCCAAAGAGUGAUGUCUUUGACAUAGUCAUGAUGGCUUCACCCAUAGAGGACGAUCUCUCAGGUAUCGACUUCAUAGGCUUUGAUCAUCCGGUCACCACCAACUUCACUGGCGACUACCGCCACACGGUUGCCACCCUCAUCGAGGGGCGUCCUCGAGCAUCAACCUUCGGAGUCUCGCCAGAAGGUGAGCUCCCAGGACAGAUCAUCACCAACAUGGAAGUGCCUCUGAACUUCAGAACUCUCGCCAAGAACUUCCCCGUGGACUAUAACCCCAUCACGUUCAACGCAUCGAGGCAACUCUACAAGGUGUUCUCAACCGGUGUCUUGAACGAUACGCAGAUGGAGGCGUUGUUCAAGUCGUACUCGGAAGCGACGCACCGCGACUGGUUGGCGUAUCCCUAUUACCACGAGCGUAAGACCUUCCCUGGGUUUGUCUUGGCGGAAGGCUUGUUUUACCCCAAUGCCAUUGAGUGGGCUGCUAGUGCCAUGGAGAUGGCUGUCAUAGGGAGUAGAAACAGUGCCAUAUUAGCGUACCGGUACUGGAGCGGGGAAUCCCCUGAAGUGAAAGUGGGAGCCUCUAAAGUUAAGCAAGAACUAUAAAAGUAUAGUUAUCUUUGGCCCGUUUUCAAUUCUGUACGGGAUUGAGUCAGUAUUUUACUAAGCAUUUUAAUUGGUUAAGUAAUGUUACUCUUAACUCAUUUUGGAUUGCAUCUGAGCAUUUUAUUUUAGUUAACCAACUUUUAGGUAAAAUUCUGACUGAUAAUCAUUGUGAUAUUUUAUGAUCAUUCCAAAAUAUUGUGCAAUUAACAAAUUCCAUUGACUAAAGUACUAAGUAUAAUUGUGUGUGGCUUAUCAUGACUGCGUAUGAAAACUGCAUGCUUGCCAAUUACGGCCUCUAAAGUUAUUGGGCCUUAGCUAGGGAGCUGUCUUAAAAUCAGGGUGAAACGCUUCAAUUGACUACCUAAGUUAUCUAAGCAUUUACUUUCAAAAGCUUACAACUGAUUUCAGAUAAGAAAAUAAUUGUAUACCGGCCCUUGCACCUCUAGAGUUCUGCAAAAAGUGGGUAGAAUUCCUAAAAGAGUAAGGCAAGAAUUAUGAACGUAUAUCAUUCCUUGUUGAAAGGGAAUCAUGCAAAAUAUCUAUGCAAUAUGCCUGGUUUUAUAGAUUUCCAGAUGAUGAUAAUGCAGUUUAAUAUAAAACUUGUUCUUCUCAAAAUGUAUGUUAGUGUUGUGGAUGUACAUUGUAGUAGAGCAUCAAAAUGUUAUUAACAGAAAUGUGUGUAAUUUUGGGGGAACUGACUAAGAGAUGGGGCCAUGUUUUCAAUUAUUUGUUGCCAACUUGCCCUUCAAAUUAAAUUAAAUAAAUCUACAAACAGGGAACUCCAAUUGAAACAGAGGCCAGAGGAUUUAGAAUUGUUUCCUUGUUAUAAUGAACUCCCGUCAUCACCAAUCACAUAGAAAAACAUAAAAGAAACAAACCCAUGUAUUCUUUAGAUUGUUUUAAUGUACUUAUAAAUCUUGAAGAUUAUAUGUAAAUCACUGAAAUAUCUUUUAGUAAUUAGUAAUUCCAGGGUUUGGGCAAUUUUUAUGACAUAACAGAAGUGAGAAACUUUGUCUUACACUAACCAUAGCAAUGUUUGCUCAAAUUGAGUUUAGCAUAAAAAGCAUAUUCAUUUAUGUUAAGCAGUAUUUUAGCUCCACGGUGAAUCAUUAUUAUACAUGUAUAUGUGAUGUACAUGUGAACUGAAAUAAAUGUUACGUUCAUAUCAUGCUGUAACAAAAGAAAUGGAUAUUACACAAAGAUUUUGAAGAAAAGCUACGUGAAACUGAAACAGGAAUGAUUAUGGCAGCACACUACCAUAUUGAUUUAAAAAUAUCUCAAACAGAUGAUUUUAGAUUUCAUGUAUAGUAGAAGAUCUUGUAUCAACGUCAUUAAGUGAUCCACAUGUGAGGACUACGUUCUUUAAAUGGAUACACAAGCAGUAUUGUUGAAAGGACUUUCAAAGGUUUUGCAGAUGAUUAUUUAUCAAUGUAACGCUUCUUAUUUAAAAACAAAAACAAAAUUAAACAAAAAUUGAAUCCUCAUGAAUUAGGAGAUAUUAAUGGUAUGGUAUUUAUUUCAUUCUUCAUGGAUAGAUUGUAUAUUUCUUGAAAAAAAUCAAUGAUUAUUGUAUGCAUUGUAUGGAUAAGCUAGUUAACUUCAAGCAGUAUAAUGUGUUGAGCUUGUAUACCAAGUAAAAUAGAGUAACAAUAUGUCUCUAAUUGAAAUAGUGUAGUUGUUAGAAAGCAUGCUAUUGGCUGAGAAGCUAUCGCGUGACACUCAACAUUUUGUAAUGUGUGUGUGUGAUCUUGUCUUUAUCGAUCAUAUUUGAUUAUUUACUUGUGGAGACUGACCUUUUACGUCACCAUCCAAAAGAAGUGACUGAGUUUAAAACUGGGCCAGUUUGUAGGCGAAGACAGAGAGCUGACCAAGUGAAAGUGCCGCUAGACCAACUCACAUCUCCCAUUGCAUGAGCAUGCAAUAUGAGAACUCUUUUUUAUUGUUAAAACGUGUAGAAAAAUGAAUGAAACUGCACACCUCUCUUCCCGUAUCUAUUGCUUUGAGUGUCUCAGCUGCGCGAUUCUGAUGCGAAGACAGUCUGAAUGAAAUCGACAAGGCUAGACUCGAAAGGAGCAAUACGUGAGAUUGCAAUUAAAUACCCUCAAUUUUAUAUUAGAAAUAUAGCAUGCAUUAUUGUUCACUUUAGCAUAUACUCAUCUCAAAAUUCAUAAUUUUCCUCGUGCAAUUAUAUUGCGAAACCUGUGAAUAUAACAUUACUUUGGAAAUUCUGAAGUUGUUGGUUCAUAGAUUCUGUUGUAUUGUAUGCCGAGGCAUGCAAUGUUGUAUAGUAUCAUUGUGGAUAAAAUUUGCCCCUUAAUCACGUUUAUAGUAGAUAUGAAUUGUGCAUAAAGUCUUUAUAAAUGUAUUGAUUUUUAUUUUCAAUCUAUUUCCAAUAAUGUGCCAUUUUUAUAUCUGAAAUAAUAUUUGUUUACACUCUCAUACUGUCUUUUAAAGUUGUAUGAUAAAUAAAAAAUAAAUACCAGAAUAUUUUCAAGAUUA
Molecule: messenger RNA, 4044 nt
Organism: Strongylocentrotus purpuratus (purple sea urchin)
Lineage: Eukaryota; Metazoa; Echinodermata; Echinoidea; Camarodonta; Strongylocentrotidae
Product: prenylcysteine oxidase 1-like
Exons: 5
Coding region: 31-1545 (504 amino acids)
Biological process (GO): prenylated protein catabolic process; prenylcysteine catabolic process
Molecular function (GO): prenylcysteine oxidase activity
Source: RefSeq, a predicted model, not a curated record